Caenorhabditis angaria is the source of this 2734-nucleotide messenger RNA. The record is from the annotation of a GenBank genome assembly. NCBI's taxonomy places the organism in Eukaryota, Metazoa, Nematoda, Chromadorea, Rhabditida, Rhabditidae.
AUGGAUUUUUGGGUGUUGAUCAGUGAGUUCUUUUGAAUUUUUGGCGCGAAGUCUACUGUAGAUUCAUAUUAGCGCUAACUUUUUGAUCUACAAUUUUUUCAAUUACAAUAAUAAUUUUAUAUUUCUCGAUGAUUUUUCUCUGAUUUUUCCGUAAUUAUCUCAAUUUUCAAUCAAAAAUCAAGGUAUAUCCAAAAAUUUUGCAUAAAAAUUGAAAAUUUGGAUGAUUUUUUGAAUUCUGACGGAGAUGUUAUCCCAAUUUUCAUUGUCGGAAAAAUAUUCUGAUUUAAUCCGCGAAAAAUCAAAAAAUUUUGAUGUGAAAAUUAAGAUGAGCGCAUAUUCUGUAUUCAAAAAUUGAGAUUGGGUUACUGUAGAUCUUCUCUAUUUAAAAAAAACAAUGAAAAAAAUACAUCACACUUGCUUUUUGCCAAGUGCAGCAAAUUUGCUCUAUUCAACAAUAAUUUUUCUUUUGGAUACCCGGAUCAAGUUUUCUAACCUAAACAGUUAUUACUUUGUCAAGGACCAUGAAGUAGGUUCGUUUUAUCUGGGGACUUCUCUCCAUAAAAGUUAUUUUUAAAGGGACACGCUUUCUGUUCAGAUUCCCCUAGUUGGUUAAAAUUGGGAAAUUUGUAGAUAACAAUUUUUCGCACCUAAACCUACAGUAAUCAUGGCCCAAGAAUCAAUACUAUUUUUUUUAGAUUCUUCGUAUUAUCUGGUUAUCUAAUGUGUAUCAUUCUAUCAAAAAAUGCUUCAAAUAAAAAUCAAUCAAUAAUUUCAAAAAUCUUCUCAUUUUAUCAAAGAAGACUUUGUCGAAUUCUACCAAAUUAUUAUUUUCUAAUUUUAAUCAAUAUGAGUUUAUUGAUUUUUUGCUCGAUUUUUCCCGAAACAUUCAUAGAAACCAAUCAAAAAUCAGCAAAACAAUCAAUUUUUUUCGUCUCAAAUGAUUACUCAAAUUUAGAAGAUGAUUAUUAUAUUUUACUGAAAAUUGCUGAAAAUCUAUUCACUCAUACUUGGUCACUUUCUGUUGAAAUUCAAUUUUAUUUCAUUAUUCCUAUCGUAUUCUAUGCAAUUUUCUCGAUUUUUUCCGGGAAAAAUCGAUUCUUCAGCAUCUACCUCGGCUUUUCUAUGAUGUCUCUGAUCUUUUAUUUGAUAUCCCCGAAGAGCACGGCAUUCUACAGUGUUUUUUCGAGAAUAUGGCAAUUUUUAGCAGGCUUUUUGGUGUAUUUUUGGGCUGAUAAUGAGCCAAAAAAUGAGAAUGAAGAUGAAGAAAAUCAAACAGAAUUAUUGAUUUCUGAGAAAUCUGAAAAUCUGGCAAACGAGCAAAUGAGCUAUGAAAAUACACAAACCUGGCUGUUAUUAGUUACAAUUUUUAUGCUUUUUGUGGGGUUCGAAUAUCCGGAGAGAAUAGUCAGAAUAUUUGUUACAAUAAUAACCGCAUUGCUCAUAUCAAUCUCUGAGAAUAAUGCAAUUUUAUCAAAUCGAAAAAUGAUUUAUAUUGGAAAUAUAUCAUAUUCAUUAUAUUUAAUUCAUUGGCCAAUUUAUUGUUAUUCAAAAUUCUAUGAGUUACCUAAACUUCCAUUUUUAUGCUUAUCUAUUUUCUUGGGAAUUCUAAUUUAUGAAACAUAUGAGAAAUGGUAUACAACUAAACUUACAAGAACUUCUCAAUGCAUUUUAUCCACAAUUUUGCUGGCUUUUUGUAUUUCAGCAAUUUGGAGAGAAGAUAUUCAUGAAAAAUAUAGUCGUUUGACAGGAAAAAUUGAAAUUUUUGACAAAGAUUCAAUAUUUUUGGCUGGAAAUUCGAAAAAUUUGAGUCUAGAAGAAAUCAUGAAUUUGAAUACUGUGUGGACAAAGAAAGAACUGGAUUUUUUAACAUAUGAAGUAUGCGAUUAUAAGAAACCAAGACUUGCGCCAUUUGGAUUAUGUGAAUUUAAGGUGAGGAUUUUUCAAAUUCAAAAGAGUAUCUUGAAUUUCGGAAAUUUCUAGAAUCUAUCCUCAACUGCCCCUCUCAAAAUUCUUAUCAUUGGAAAUAGUUAUGCCACCAAUAUGGCUCCAAUUCUACUCAAAUCAUGUGCAAAAAAAUCGAAUCAAAUCUGGUUGGCCUCACUUCCUGGUUGUCAAUUUUUGCACACGGAAUACGAUCGGAAAGGAUGCUCCAAAAUUCUUGACAUUCCGGAUGAAACAGUUGAAAAAAUGCAAUUCGAUUAUAUUUUUCUGAUUUCAAAGUGUGGACAACUUUGUGAUCCAAUCAAAGAACCGAUGGAAAUUGAUGUGCAAAUUGAAUUCGGUAAAUCACAAAUUGAGAAAUUCAAAAAAUUUGUGAAGCGCAAAAUCUUCAUUUUAAAUGCUAUAGUACAUCCGAAACAUAUGGUGUUGCUCAACAAUUAUCUUGCAAAUCAUACAAGUUUUGAUGAAAUUGAUGUGAGUAUUUCAACAUUUCAAAAUAAGUUUUGACCCCAAAAAAAUUCAAAUAAUAUUUUAGAAAAUCUAUUCAAAAGAAAUAUCUGGUGAUAAGAAACUCGGAAUAGAACGGCUUCGAAAAAUUGGCGAAUUUUGUGGCGAAAAAUGCGAAUUUUUUGACGCAUUGUCGAAUUUUCCCAAGAAUCCAUAUUCACCUGAUAAAUCUGUACGAUUUUUUGAUGAACGUGGUUUGUAUUAUGUGAAUGGUGCCGGACAUUUUCCACCGUAUUCUUGGCCGAAAAUUCAACCUGUUUUUGAUGCGAUUUGUGAGAAAUUGUGA